AUGCCUUGUCUUCCCUCUGCUCUGUCGGAGGUUUUCCCACCGACGACAAAGUUCACGGCAGAAGAUGUGCCAGAUAUGACCGGCAAAGUCGUCGUCGUCACCGGGGGCAACGCUGGGAUAGGAAAGGAAUGCACAAAGAUAUUACUACGCAAGAACGCGAAAGUCUACAUCGCAUCGCGCGAUGAAGCUAAGGCUAAGCGGGCUAUCGAGGAGCUCAAGGAGAUUACUGGGAAGGAAGCCCUCUUUCUGCAAUUGGAUCUGGCCAACUUGCGGAAGGUUAAGGCGUCAGCAGAGGAGUUUUUGACAAAAGAGAACGAAUUGCACGUGCUCUUUAACAACGCGGGCGUCAUGAACUGUCCAGUUGACUAUCUUACCGACGACGGCUAUGAUAUGCAAUUCGGGACGAACGUCAUUGGCCACUUCUACUUCACGAAGUUACUUCUUCCAAUUCUUCUCUCCACUGCAGAGAAGGUACCAAGAGGAGACGUCCGCGUUGUCAACGUAGCGUCUAACGGGCACAUGAUGAGCGACAUCAACAUCGACACGUUCAAAGACUCGCCCGGGAGGCGUAAGCGAAGCACUAUGAUGCUUUAUGGGCAGAGCAAGACUGGAAAUAUCCUCUUUGCAAACGAACUUGCUCGUAGAUACGGCGAACAGGGGAUUGUUAGCACCUCGUUGAACCCGGGUGCCAUUAAGACGGAGCUGCAGCGCCACAGCGGCACGUUUUUCAAUGCGGCGAUAAAUGUUAUUCUGAGUGAUGUCUCAUUUGGCCCGCUCACGCAGCUUUAUGCUGGUACAUCUCCAGAGACAGCGUCAAUGAAUGGAAAGUACUUUAUCCCUUGGGCACGAGUCGGAACGCCCGCUAAACAUGCUCAAGACGCGAACAGCGCAGCGAGAUUGUGGGAGUGGUUGGAGGAGCAGGUGAAAGACAUAUGA
This is a messenger RNA of Coniophora puteana RWD-64-598 SS2, 936 nucleotides long. RefSeq names its product NAD(P)-binding protein. NCBI's taxonomy places the organism in Eukaryota, Fungi, Basidiomycota, Agaricomycetes, Boletales, Coniophoraceae. The coding region runs from base 1 to 936 and encodes 311 amino acids. The transcript has 9 exons. The record is from RefSeq and is a predicted model, not a curated record.